Messenger RNA from Magnolia sinica, 523 nucleotides. RefSeq lists its product as uncharacterized. Bases 47 to 454 code for a protein of 135 amino acids. NCBI's taxonomy places the organism in Eukaryota, Viridiplantae, Streptophyta, Magnoliopsida, Magnoliales, Magnoliaceae. The record is from RefSeq and is a predicted model, not a curated record. The transcript has a single exon.
UUUUCUCUCUCUCAUUUCCGCAGUCGUUUUGGGAAUUUCUCUCUCAAUGGAACUCUCUUCGAUUCAUUUCUAUCAGAGCUUGAAGAGAUAUUGGCACCGAAGGAACUACCAACGCCUCGAAGGCACGUGCAAGAGGCACGUGAGGGUGUCGAGGCUGGGGGGGAGCAGCAAGAAACGCCGAUUCUGGAAGAUCCGCACGAUUCCGAAGCUGAGGCUGAAGCUGAAGCUCCCCUCGCCGAUCAAGAUCGCGGCUUGGCUCCGAGACGCUUACGUGGAAGCCAUGCUUGCUCUGCAGGGGUCCACCGGCUACCUUCACAGCGGCGGGGACGGUUUUGGCGGGAAAAGGAUACCGAGAGGGCGCGUUGCCAAGGCGUCGGCUCGGGAUUUCGAGAACCGGAUGAUGUUUGAGAUUUAUAAGUCGAUUCUCGAUUCCAGGGAAUUAUCUACCCUUUGAAAGGGCUCUUUUGUAAUUUUCUUUAACUUCAUCGCACGUGCCAAUCUCUAGGUGGGCCCGCGUUGAAGA